GGUGCGAGCGCUAGUGCGCCUCCAUCUUCGUGCCGCCAGGGUUCGGGGCUGUGGGCGGUUGUGGGAGAGCGGUGGGCCGCUGGUGCGACAGCGCCGUUUCUUGCUUUUCGGCCUUUUUUCUCGCUGCCUGAAGCUGCGAUGCCUCAGUUCCAGACCUGGGAGGAGUUCAGCCGCGCGGCUGAGAAGCUCUACCUGGCGGAUCCUAUGAAGGUCCGUGUGGUUCUCAAAUACAGGCAUGUUGAUGGGAAUUUGUGUAUCAAAGUAACAGAUGAUCUAGUUUGUUUGAUGUACAGAACAGACCAAGCGCAAGAUGUAAAGAAGAUUGAGAAAUUCCACAGUCAGUUAAUGCGACUUAUGGUGGCCAAGGAAUCCCGCAGUGUCACUAUGGAAACAGAAUGAAUGGUUUGAAAUGAAGACUGUUAUGUUCUUGGGAAGUAAGCAGCUUUUGAGACUGAAAGUGUUGGGAAGGAAAUAUUUAUGUGACGGAGCUGUGGAAAGCUGAGAGGCUUGUGUCCUAAGGCUUGCUGUGAAGAGCAGGAAUGUCGGGGUCCAGUUAGAAAACCCUUAGUUUUGGAAACUGAAUAAGAAAUAUCUUAGAAGCUUUUUGCAGAUAAUUUGAUGUUGGGCAAAUAUAUAAUUAUUUUUUCUGAUAAAUUCAUGUCAGUAAUUUGUUGAAAAAUUAACAAAAGUUCUUUCUAGAUUGUGUUUGUUUUAAGAGGAAAUAAAAUGUAACUUUUGCUGCAUUGGUAUGUAUGCCGUUUAUAGCACACACAGUAACUGGGAUUACCUGCUCUGUGGUGCGCCCCAUCUGGUGUUGUGAGGAGCAAGUCUGCUUUUCCUUUCUUUCCAGGUUCAAACUGUGUUUUUAAAUGGAAGGGGUUUGGAGCAUCCGCUAGCCGAGCGGUGAACAGAGCCAGGUGCAGUUCUGAGUGCACAGGCAGGACGAUGACACUGAGGGCCGAGAGUGCACGCGGAGCGCUCAGUGUGGUUCCCGCCUCAGACUGAACUAAAGUAUUAAUAAAGCACGCCUCUCAGAACUGUUAGGUUCCUAGGAAACCACACGUCCACUGUUUAUAGCUUGUAUUUAUAAAAUCUGGUUUUACCAUCUAAAUGUUACAAAGUCAUGUAAGACAUGUCAGUCUGCUCAAGACUGAAGUGAAGGUACUGCAUUAAAGUAUGUUUUGUAAAAGUCUGUCAUGUUGAAUAACUUGAAAUUCCUAUUAGUUAUAAGAAUUUUAGUGUUUUAGAGAGGUCAGUAAAUAAAAUAUAAGCUUACUGUU
Apodemus sylvaticus (European woodmouse) is the source of this 1280-nucleotide messenger RNA. It is a transcript of the gene Srp9, whose product is annotated as signal recognition particle 9. The transcript has 3 exons. Gene Ontology annotation, cellular component: signal recognition particle, endoplasmic reticulum targeting. Gene Ontology annotation, biological process: negative regulation of translational elongation; SRP-dependent cotranslational protein targeting to membrane. The record is from RefSeq and is a predicted model, not a curated record. NCBI's taxonomy places the organism in Eukaryota, Metazoa, Chordata, Mammalia, Rodentia, Muridae. The coding region runs from base 139 to 399 and encodes 86 amino acids. Gene Ontology annotation, molecular function: 7S RNA binding.